UAAAAGUCAAACUAGGUUGCAGUGUAUCCUACAUUUUUGUUUUGUUUUUUUCAGUAUGCCACGAGACAGAAAGAGGACAACAGAUAGGGGUGUCCCUUUACCUAUUAUGUCCUUAGCAGCUGCUACAGUGACAAAUGAACGCAGGACAGUGAGGUCUGUUGCAAAACAGUAUUCCAUUUGCCACACAACCCUCUACCGCUUUAUGAAAAAAAGAGAAAGGCUAGGUCCAGGAGAAGAGAUGAGGACAGGGUACUGGACUCCCAGGAGGGUGUUCUCAGCUGAACAGGAGGAUAGUUUGGCAGAUUAUCUUAGAAGAGCAGCUGACCUUUUCUAUGGUCUCAGCACUAAAGAGGUUCGUCGAUUGGCCUUCCAACUGGCUUUCUUCUAUAAGUGCUCCUACCCUGAUACCUGGAAUGAGUGCUCCAUGGCUGGCCGGGAGUGGUUUUUCGGGUUCAUGAAACGACACCCCUGUCUGUCUAUACGGUGCCCUCAAGCUACUAGUCUGUCUCGGAACACAAGUUUUAAUCGCCAUAAUGUGUCCAUGUUCUAUGAUAAUCUUGCCAUGGUAAUUGACAGAUAUCAUUUUGAAGGAACAGACAUAUGGAAUAUGGACGAGACUGGGGUCACAACGGUCCAAGAACCAGAAAAUGUUGUUGCCGGGCGCGGCGUCAGACAGGUGGGGGCAGUAACCUCCGGAGAAAGAGGAACGCUCGUGACCGUUGCAUGUGCGGGCAAUGCAUUAGGGAACAUGAUUCCACCCAUGUUCAUCUUCCCGCGGGUCCAUUUUAAGGACCAUUUCAUCCGGGAUGGCCCGCCUGGAUGCAUUGGUGCCGCAAACAAGUCGGGAUGGAUGUUGGAAGAGCAUUUUCUUCAGUUUUUGCAACAUUUUCAACACCACACGAGGGCCUCACUGUAUUCAAAGGUCCUCUUGAUUCUCGACAACCAUUCCUCCCAUCUUUCUGUUGCCGGGAUUAACUUUUGCAGAGAAAAUGGAAUUGUCAUGCUGUCUUUCCCACCCCAUUGUUCCCACAAACUACAGCCACUCGACCGCACUGUCUAUGGCCCCCUAAAACGCCAUGUAAACUCCUUCUGCGACUCCUGGAUGAGAAGCCACCCAGGCCUUACGAUGUCAAUUUAUGACAUUCCGGGGAUUGUUAGGUUGGCCCUCCCAUUGGCUGGAACACCCGUCAAUGUCCAAAAUGGCUUCAGAUGCACUGGAAUUUGGCCUUAUCACCGUGACAUAUUUAACGAAAGUGACUUUGCGCCGUCUUUGGUGACAGACCGGCCGCCACCAUUAGUUCUCCCGGAGCAGGCUGGGUCAUCCUGCUCCGUUCUUCCAGUUUUUCCACCAGUUCUUCCGGAGCAGGCUGGGACAUCCUGCUCCGUUCUUCCAGUUCUUCCUGCAGUUCCUCCAUUGCCAUUUUCACCUGAGAAUGUUAGACCCCACCCCAGAGCAGGACCACGGAAGGGAACAAAACCAAAUGGUCGAAAAAAACGCAAAUCAGUCGUCUUAACAGACACUCCCGAAAAGGAGGCUUUGGAGAAGGAGAAGGCAGGAGUGAAGAAAAAGCCAACAAAAGUCAAAAGAAAACUGACAAACACAGUUGAAACAAAACAAAAUGCCAAGGUAGUCUUAAAGAAAACGUUGAAAAAGAAACAUAUAGAGAAGGAUAGUGACUCUGAGACAGAGAAAGAUUUCUGUAUAGUUUGCUUAGAGAGCUACUCCAGACCGAGAGAGGUGUGGCUGCAAUGUUGGCAGUGCAAGGCAUGGGCUCAUGAAGCUUGCACUGAUGGUGGUUCCAUUUACAUUUGCCACAAUUGUGAGUCAGAUGAGGAAUUAAAUUGAAUACUAUCUUUACUUAAAAUAAUCAGUUUGUUGGUGUUAUAAAAUCAUUACUGCUUGUAUUACUGCUUGUAUAUUGUUGUAUACUUUUAAAUAUUUUUUCCUUUUGAAUAUUGUUAGUAGGCUAAGUCAAUGAACUCUGUUUUUGUGUUAUGAAAUCAUUA
Molecule: messenger RNA, 2007 nt
Organism: Eleginops maclovinus (Patagonian blennie)
Lineage: Eukaryota; Metazoa; Chordata; Actinopteri; Perciformes; Eleginopidae
Exons: 2
Coding region: 56-1846 (596 amino acids)
Cellular component (GO): nucleus
Molecular function (GO): DNA binding
Source: RefSeq, a predicted model, not a curated record